CCGGUGCGUUACGGGGCAGUAGUGAGCCGUCGGGACGCUUGACCAAGAAAAAGACAAGCGAGCGAAACUCGAAUCUCUUUAACGUCACUUUGACACAAGUAAAUUUCAAUUUAGAACUCGCGAGUUUCCUCGAGCGACCCGCUUGGCAACAAUGCUCGCUACCCGGGCGACGGCAGCGAAACAGACUCGAGGGAAAGUUGCCAACAAGCAGCGGAACGAGCACCGGGCCAGCAAGGUGUUGGCCGAGAGGAACCAGGCGGUGGUGGCCGUGGGAGCCUGGGUGGAGGACGGCCAAGAAUUCGAGGAGCAUCCGUGUGACUUGGCUUCUUACACCGACGAGCUUCAGGCGGAGAAGCAGAGGGAGAAUGAAGAGAGCCUGCGAAGAUUUCAGGCGCAAGUGCGUCGUCGUGUGGCUGCAAUGAGCAAGAGGCGGCUUCAGGAAGCACAUUCAACGGGUCUCGUUAACAGGGGAAUCCUGAAGCAACAUCGUGUGCCAGGGAAGACAAACAUAAAUGAGCUCCGCGACAGUACCCGUCAGGUCCGACUCAAACUGGCAGCCUGCCAGACCAGCCAGUCCAUCGAUGAAACGUCAGAGCCCGCCGCGGACAACUGGAAGAUCUCACUCACCAGACAUAUAACUGAAUGUGAUGUCCUGAGGGAGGAAGAGGAGGAGGAUGUUGAAGAUGAUGAUGAUGAAGAUGACUACAGAAGUGACCUAUUGAGAUACCCAGCAAGCAGUACCAGAUCCGUUUUGACAACUGCACGUAGGUGGGACGUUUCCACAUCUGAUCCGAGGAUCGACAAGGUUAUGUGGCCUAUGCAGGAUCAGGAGGAGUUGAGAAGACAGCGUCAGUCGCAGUUCCUGAUGCACCGCCGCCACUUCAUGAGCGUCGAGCGGCAGCGUGUGAAAGAGAGCGACCAGCACAGGAAGCACCUGAAAAGGACGGCCAGGAUCAAAGCGAACAAGGAAAAAGCUCGCCUGGAGGAGGAGCGGCAGCUGGAGCGCACCCGGCAGCUCUCGCACGUGCGCCAGCGCCUGCAGGAGCGAGAGAUGCUCGUCCUGGACCGCCUCAAGCUGGAGAAGGAGGAGAGAGCGGCCGACCUGGAGAGGAGGAAACGAGAGAGCGACAAAAGCAUCGUGGCCGGCAGGUACGUUGACGCUCUGAGAUCCCAAGUGAGGGACCGAAUGGCCAACAAGAAGUUGGACCUGCCGCCGCUGUGUUGCUGCGCGUCGUCCUUCUGGGAGUCGCACCCCGACACCUGCGCCAACAACUGCGUCUUCCACAACAAUCCCAAAGAAUAUGCGCAGGCGCUACAUGCAGCCGUGUUGAGUCUGGAUUUAAAGUGAAAACUGCUGAAGAGCUGCUGACCAAGAAUCAAACGAACAUAAAGAGAAAUACGUUGACUCCAGGGCUGGGCAAACUUUUUGUUUCAAGGUUGAAAUAGUGGAUUGGCUUUUAUGGUUUUACAUGUUAAUACAACCUCUGUGUGUAGAUAAUGAGUUUAAAUGCUAAUUAAAAUGACUGAUUGUU
Molecule: messenger RNA, 1532 nt
Organism: Hippocampus zosterae (dwarf seahorse)
Lineage: Eukaryota; Metazoa; Chordata; Actinopteri; Syngnathiformes; Syngnathidae
Gene: ccdc15
Product: coiled-coil domain containing 15
Exons: 11
Coding region: 152-1348 (398 amino acids)
Cellular component (GO): centrosome
Source: RefSeq, a predicted model, not a curated record